CCAGAUCUGAAAGAACUAUCUCCUGCCACGAACCAGGUCUGUAUCAGGACGGUGUCUGCACCUGAUGGUCUCAGUGAACACCCUCGGAGUAGCAACUGUCAGCCUGCAAAGAGCCACGACGUGAAGCUGUCAGUUGUCUCCAACCUGAAGAAUCUGAGGAAAAAAUUACAAAAGAAAAGCACUUCACAGCAUCAUUUGUAUGCAGAGAUUACUGUGGAGGCACAAGACAACACUGAGUACCAGGAGAUCUCAGGUGAGCAGAGUGUCGAUUGGACACAAUUUGGCUGCAAUCAAGCGGAAGAGUUACCUUACGAGUACCUGCCGCCUCCUCCCUUUGCCCCGGGCUACGACGCACAAGUGCACCCUUAUAUGUAGUUUAUGAAUGUGGAUUACUUGAAAGUGAAUUAAUGAAUUGUGAAAUGAAUUAAUAGUGAAACAAGCAAAUAAAUUACAAGAGUUGACUCAUGACUAAUAACAAAAUAAUUGAAGGAACAAUCAGUAAAAAUCAACUGACUGACUAAAUGAUAAGAUGGUUUUGAUUCCUGUCACCCACUAACAGUUGACAACCUUCAUUUUGUCCAGUGGAUUAAAAUCAGUGGUGCUUCGACAGACUUCAGGGGCCCCAGGCUAAAGAGAAUCAGGGACAAAUGUUGCUGCAGAUAACAUAAAUCAGCUCAGUUGAGGGCCUCAUGCAGACUAUUGCCUACUUUGCCAACACCGCUGUGACACCCUUGCUCUACAUGAGUAGAUAGAAUAAAUGAAAGAGAUGAACCUGCUGUCCAUAUGUGGCAGUAUUUGGUAUCAGUGUAUCGUCUUUUCUUUUCUUGCUACAUAAGAAGAAAUAAUGUAAUUUAAUCAGCAAGUAUAGAAAUGCAACAGUUUUUGCUCGUAUUUGAUGAAUUGAAGUAAAUGACAUAUAUGUAUAAAAAUAUCACAAAUGAGUUAACAUCUGUUAUAGUGAGCACUACACCUUUAGUGCAGUAAUCCAUCCACAUGGCAGGUGAGACAUAAGGAGAUGCUAAUUAUAAAGAAUUGCACAGGUGUGCCUCAGACUGGUCACAAUAAAAAGCUGCUCUAUAAUGUGUAGUUUUCCUUGAAGAAGCACUUUUAUUAGGCACUGAGCUCCAGGUUCACAUGUAGGUCAUUUUUGAGAAGGGACAGUGAAACUGUCAGUAAUACUUUCCUUUCACAAAGGAUUUUGACUGUGGCCUGUGGAACUUUGGUCCACUCCUCCUCCUCCAACGAUGUUGAUGUGUACGAUGCUCCAUAUCUUGAUACGUACCUGCCCAGUGGAUGGAUUAUCUUGUAUCUUUUAUUUGUUGCAUGAAUAUUUUGUUAAGUGGACUGUAUAUCGGUCUCUAGAUGAGACUAAUUUGCUGACUACUUUGCUGGUUCUAGGCCUUUUAAUUCAGGCCAGAUGUUGUGAAUGUGUCUUUUGUAAUAAGCAGGCUGAAAGAGGAAGUCUGGUGUUAUGUAAAUCAGGAAAUGAGUCUUUUAAUAGCAGAUACUUUGAAUACAAGAACUUUACAUGGCAGGACCUGAUGCAGAUCAGUUAUCAACAGCAGCAACAAAUUGAGAUUAAGAAACUACGACAGGGAGAUCAUCUGAUCCUGGGCUUCAGCAUCGGAGGAGGGAUAGACCAGGAUCCUGGUCAGAAUCCUUUCUCUGAGGACAAGACUGACAAAGGUAUCUAUGUGACCAGGAUAACACCGGGAGGACCAGCAGAGGCGGCAAACUUGAUGAUGGGAGACAAAAUAUUGCAGGUGAACGGCUGGGAUAUGACCAUGGUGCCCCAUGACAAGGCUCGUAAAAGACUAACAAAUAAAAAGGAGGAUGUGGUACGACUACUGGUAACCAGAAAGACACUGGAGGAAGCUGUCAAGCAUUCCAUGGGUUACCCCAACCAAUGCCACUGAGACACUACACUUCCAAAGCAAUCGCCAACGACUGAACACACUCUGAUUAUCUGAUUAUCCCACAAAUCCAGAUGAUGUUUGCACCAACUACCACACCACAGACACCAGACAGGGUUUAGAUGACAUAUUCAGAUGCCUGAAGCUGCACAAGUCAGUGUUUGACAACCAUCACAUCAUCAAUUUCCUUUUGAGUUUUUUUUACAUUUAGCAUAUCCAUAUGUAACUUUCUGAAUCAUAUACAGAGAAUAAUCUCUGAAUAAUAAUACAGAGAUUUAUAGCAAGUCAGUAAAUCCACCUCUGCUGUCCAGUUAAUUGUAAGCAGAAAAAUAACAACACUUGCUGAGGUUUUUGUAUUGUGUGCACUCAAAGUUAAUGCCACAGACAAUUCCUGUGAUUCCUGUUUGUUUGAAAAACCGCAAACUCAUCUUUUCCUCCUACAUUUUACCUAAUAUAGCUUUAAUCAAGAACAUUCAUUGCUGUUAAGCAUUUUAUUCAAUUUAAAUCAAAUGCAAAAUACCUCAAAACAAAAAAGCCUCAAAACACUCAAGUAUGUGAUUAAAAUAUGAAAAGAAUGUUUAUCCUCAUGUUUGUUUUUCCAUUUUUACAAAAGAGGAAAUUGUCUACUUUUUUGGCCCAAUUUCCUCUAUGAUGUUAAAAGUGAUUGAACAGUUUCCUUUUAGUCCUAGUUAGUUUCCUUUAGUCCUUUAGUUAGUUUCUCAAUUAGUCCUCUAGAACUCUGUCUUUCGCUCAGUUUUUCUUUCAGCUACCGGGUUGUAAUUGUUUUUGCAAAACAAUUACAACACGAUUUAUAGCACAAAGGAGCGGUGUUAAAUGUCAAAUCUUGGUUGGGUAAAACAUGUACGACACUUCAAUAACUCAGCAGCCUUUAUCUUCUGUAGUAAGUAUCCCUGAUGCAAAAAAAGACUAGAACGUGCAUAUGAAUUGGUUGUUUUUCAAGCAGUUGUGCUUGUUAUGGCACAUAUAUCACCAUGUCUAUGGAAACGUUCCAGCGUCUUUAUGACAUUAACCACAAUACAAUUCCACCUUGAUCUGCAAGUGACACAAAAGUUGUCCGUUUUCUCUUUAAUGGUUUUGGGGGCUGGGGAAACCCUUUAAAUCAUGUGUUAAUGCGUUAAUUAUGUGUAAAUCCUGUUAUUGACACAUAUUCCUUUUCUCUUUCGAUUGUUGGUGAUGUCUGCUACAUGUAAGGGAACAUCUGAAUCUGCUAAAAUAGCAAUACUUUAAAAUGCACCAUAUUUGUGGGAACGUUUAAAGAUGCUUUGAAAUGUAUUUCUUGUGAGUGACCACAGUAACACCAAACUCUGCAGGAGAGAAUGUGACUUGAUGCACACCUGCCUUACUCUCGUACCUAUUCCUAUUCCUAUUUGUCUUCAUAUUCCUUUUAACAGUUUUUUUGUGUGUGUUUUAGUGUAAAUGAUGCUUUUCCUCUGGUACAGUACAUACUACAUCAUGAUGCAAAUGAGGGAUUUAGUAAUAAUCCAAACACUGUUUUGGCUCUAAAUAUGUGGUCAUGUCUUUAUGUUUCAUAAAACAAGUUCAUCUUUACAUGUUUUGAACAACUGAUAAUGAAAGUGGUAAGGUAUGCAUACUGUAUUAAGUAUUUUCGAGGGGACUAAAAGCAAUAAUAUAAGAGCUGCACUUAAAGAGGGGCUGUAUUCCUAUUUGCAUGUAUGGGUUCCCAUUCCCCAGGUUCACAAUUUCACUACAGUGGUACAUUAAGUGAGUGUAAUGUAAGAUGAAUCACUCGCAGUGUUUUCUAUUUGAAUAAUGUCUGUCCACCUCCAGAUUUAUUAUGUGCAAACUGUCAGUAGAGCUCAAAUAUUCAGCAUUUAACUGUUAACAGUUACUCCGUGAAUGUGUUUCAUAUAUAAAGAGACUGAAAACUAAA
Messenger RNA from Solea senegalensis (Senegalese sole), 3825 nucleotides. It is a transcript of the gene tax1bp3, whose product is annotated as Tax1 (human T-cell leukemia virus type I) binding protein 3. Gene Ontology annotation, cellular component: adherens junction; postsynaptic membrane; postsynaptic density. The record is from RefSeq and is a predicted model, not a curated record. Lineage: Eukaryota; Metazoa; Chordata; Actinopteri; Pleuronectiformes; Soleidae. The transcript has 5 exons. The coding region runs from base 1245 to 1916 and encodes 223 amino acids. Gene Ontology annotation, biological process: neurotransmitter receptor transport, endosome to postsynaptic membrane; neurotransmitter receptor transport postsynaptic membrane to endosome. Gene Ontology annotation, molecular function: protein binding.